AGGAUGGCAUCGAAGGGAGUGUGCUGUGGCCUGAGUUCUCUGGAGGCUCUGCUGGUCGUGCUGUUCUUGGGCAUGACCGGGGUGUCCGUGGGACUGAUUACGGUCAUGGCAGUCGGGUGGAAUACUACACCGCCAGAGGCGCCUGAUCCCAGCAAGGGGCCGACUCAGGGGCCCCCUGAGAACCACUUCCUCGUAGGGGUGGGCCGAGCAGACUGCACAGGACCUGUUGGGGAUGUGCCCCUGAUGGGUUACGCCAACUUGGACCAAACGGCGGGGGGGAUCCACUUUCGUCUCUACAGCAGGGCCUUCAUAGUGGAUGAUGGGAGCAAGAGAGUGUUGUUUGUCUCUGCCGAUAUUGGUAUGGUCUCCCAAAGGCUGAGACUCGAGGUUCUGAGAGCGCUCCAGGUGAAGUAUGGAGACCUGUACAGACAAGACAACGUGAUCCUGAGUGGCACGCACACGCACUCGGGCCUAGCGGGUUACUUCCAGUACACCCUCUUUAUGAUCACCAGCAAAGGCUACAUCAAGUCCUCCAUUGAGCCCAUCGUCAAUGGCAUUGUCAAGAGCGUUGACAAUGCCCACAAGAGUCUGAGACCAGGCCGCGUCUUCGUCGGCCGAGGCCAGCUGGAGGAGAGCAACCUGAACCGAAGCCCCCAGUCCUAUCUGAACAACCCAGAGGAGGAACGCAAGAGGUACACAUCCAACACUGACAAGCAGGUGGUGAUGCUGAAGUUCACUGACAUGGAUGGGGAUGGCAUGGGUAUGCUCAGCUGGUUCGCUGUCCACCCUGUCAGUAUGAACUACACCAAUCAGAUGGUUAGUGGAGACAACCUGGGCUACGCCUCCUACCUGUUUGAGCAGGAGAAGAACAUCAAUGCACUUCCUGGUCAGGGCUCCUUCGUGGCGGCGUUUGCCUCCAGUAACCUUGGCGACGUGUCUCCAAACACCAGGGGGCCCUACUGUAUGAACACGUGGGAGAAGUGUGACUAUCUCAACAGCUCUUGUCCCAUUGGUGGGACAAAAAUGUGUGCUGGCUUCGGACCAGGGAAGGACAUGUUUGAAAGCACCAGGAUCAUUGGGGAGAACGUUUACAAAAAAGGCAAAGAACUAUAUGCCAAUGCGAAGCAGGAACUGCGGGGGUCCGUGCACUUUGCCCACCAGUGGGUCAACAUGACUGAUGUCACCGUACAGAUCAACUCCACACACACGGCCAAAACAUGCAAACCGGCUCUCGGUCACAGCUUCGCCGCGGGAACGACAGAUGGCGGAGGUGACCUCAACUUCACCCAGGGUGCUGUGGAGGGGGAUCCAUUUUGGGACGGGAUCCGGGACACGCUAGUGGGAGCGCCGUCCAAUGAGACGCAGGAGUGCCACGAGCCCAAACCCAUUCUGUUCAGCACCGGUGAGAUGAACUGGCCUCUGCCCUGGCACCCACAGAUAGUGGACGUUCAGAUGAUCACCAUCGGCUCGGUGGCCAUUGUGGCUACCCCUGGGGAAGCAACCACCAUGGCCGGCAGGAGGAUGAGGGACGUGAUCAAACAGGAGCUGGAGGCCCAGGGGGCAUUCAAAGACACUGAAGUCGUCAUCGCUGGUUUAUGCAACAUCUACACCCAUUACAUCACCACCUAUGAGGAGUACCAGAUUCAGCGAUAUGAGGCGGCCUCCACUAUCUACGGGCCCCACACUCUUGGGGCUUACCUGCAGCACUUCAGGGGCCUGGCCAAGGCCAUCGCAGAGGGUACAGUGGCAGAGCUGCCCAAGGGCCCUGAACCUCCGUUCUUCAGCGACAGUCAGCUCUUCUCCCUGCUCCCUGCAGCGCCAGUGGAAAAAGCGCCAGUCAACACCACCUUCGGAGAUGUCCUGGAGCAGGUCUACCCCUCCUAUGGAGUGGGAGAAGUGGCCUCUGUCACAUUUGUUGCAGGAAAUCCAAGGAACUCAGGAGAUAUGACUGAUAAGACUUUCAUCACUGUCGAGAAGUUUCACAAUGCCUCCCAAACAUGGACAGUAGUUCACACAGAUGCAUCCUGGGAAACACGAUUCCGCUGGCUGAAGGGCUCUGGAGGCGAGAGCAACGCGACGGUGGAGUGGCAUAUCCCCGCCUCUGCCCAGACGGGCACCUACAGGAUCCGCCACUUCGGCCACUGCAAGCGGCGAGUUAACUUCAGACCCGUCAUCUCACCUUAUAACGGCACCUCUGAUGCCUUUCAAGUCUCAAAAGCCAUGACAUACUGGUCCUGAGUCAGUCAGUGAGUGAGUGAUUUGGUGACUGAAUGAUAAGAUAAAAAAAAAGCUGAAGAACAAUGUGACCACAGAUAGCCCUUACAUCUCGUGUCACUGUUGAUACACUUUUUUUUGUUCGGUAGUGUCAUGUUUAUCGAUUAGUCAUUUCUGGUUCGAUGUGAAGACGACGUACAGCAAAGUCUCUGAGAUGAGACUCGUUCCGUGUUUGUGAGAUGAGUUAUCUGUGAGACAUUGUUGAUAUUUGUUCUGAUGAGUCUAAAUGGAAUAUCGCACAGUGUUAUAGGGGCUACAUGGGUAGAAGAGAGAAUUCUGCAGUCGUUCAUUUCUGAUAUGGCUGUUGCUCCCCCAGUGCCAUCAGUUCAUUAAUAUAUUAUGUGUUGUACUGUGAUGCUAAGAGUUGUACAUAUAAUUGCACAAAUAAAAGACAUAACAUCCCAGCUUGAUUG
Molecule: messenger RNA, 2687 nt
Organism: Sardina pilchardus (European sardine)
Lineage: Eukaryota; Metazoa; Chordata; Actinopteri; Clupeiformes; Clupeidae
Gene: asah2
Product: N-acylsphingosine amidohydrolase 2
Exons: 20
Coding region: 4-2238 (744 amino acids)
Biological process (GO): sphingosine biosynthetic process; ceramide catabolic process; long-chain fatty acid biosynthetic process
Cellular component (GO): extracellular region
Molecular function (GO): N-acylsphingosine amidohydrolase activity
Source: RefSeq, a predicted model, not a curated record